Molecule: messenger RNA, 528 nt
Organism: Rotaria sp. Silwood2
Lineage: Eukaryota; Metazoa; Rotifera; Eurotatoria; Philodinida; Philodinidae
Source: the annotation of a GenBank genome assembly
AUGAAUGUCUCAAAAUGUUUCCAACAUCAUUUUAUAUUAAUCGAACAACUACCCAAUGAACUUUCUCUUGAAACUUUUGAUUAUCUGAACGGUGUGGACAUUGCCUAUGCAAUUUCACAAUUAAACGAUCGUUUUCAACAUUUACUUAUCAAAUAUGUUAAUACAUUUGAUUUCAAGUCUAUAAAUAAAGUUAAAUUUGAUUAUGUUACUCAACAUUCAUCAAAUGACAUUAAUCAAGCCGUGGCUUCUUUUUCUACUCCAUUCUAUUUAGUAGAAAAGCGUGGGUUCACCCGAUGUGAUUCAAAUAAUCGAUACUCUGCAUUGGGCAUUUUUUAUACAUUGCCUUUUGCAUUUGAAGAAAUGCGCUUGGAUAUGAAUUCAUGUGAAAUGAGUACAUCGACUUUAGUUUCGAGCAAUAUUGAUCAAAAAAAGUAUGAGUCGUGUAAAAAAGUUGAAUCAUUAGUAUUUUAUGAACAAUAUGAAAUACCCUGUCAAAGUUUUCUUACAUUCAACAUUGUUCGAUUAUGA